This is a messenger RNA of Aspergillus bombycis, 741 nucleotides long. RefSeq lists its product as uncharacterized. NCBI's taxonomy places the organism in Eukaryota, Fungi, Ascomycota, Eurotiomycetes, Eurotiales, Aspergillaceae. The record is from RefSeq and is a predicted model, not a curated record. Gene Ontology annotation, biological process: protein phosphorylation. The transcript is spliced from 2 exons. The coding region runs from base 1 to 741 and encodes 246 amino acids. Gene Ontology annotation, molecular function: ATP binding; protein kinase activity.
AUGGGAGCUGAAUCAUCACUCAGUACUCCACCUUCUCCCCGUUCCCAUGAUCCGUAUCUGGGUCUUCCCGUAAUUGGGAAUGGUAUGACUGGGUAUCAACCGGGGCCCCUCCAAGACCGCGAGGAUGUGGAAUACCUGAACGAAAUCAAUCAGCAAACUCUAGAGAAUGAAAUCCGGGUCCUUGAACGCCUGGGUAGCUAUCAAGGAAUUAUCACCUACUUCCGAACGUCCAAGUACGGGAUUGAGCUAGCCCUGGCACAAGGAAAUCUAGAAUCCUAUCUAGAAACCCAUCCCGAGCGCGAGAACCCCCUGAAAAUCAGCCGGAUGUCAACUCUCAUUGACACCUUCGCACAUGUCCACUCUCGCAGGGUAUUUGUAGAUGAUAUUGCACUUCGCAAUAUCCUAGUCCUGGAUGGGCAGCUUAAACUGGCAGAUUUCGGACAAUCCAUCUUAUUACCGCUGGAUGUCGAUAUCACGUCUGCAACUGAAAACGACUUGAAUAUUCAGAUUGAGAUCCUUCAUCUUGGCUGGGUUCUCUACUCCAUUGCGUCCUGGCGUGUCCAUAAAUACUAUUUCUUCAGCCCUGAGAACCCGGACCUCCAUUGGCCUGCACCAGACUCGUUCCCAAAGGUUGAUGAUGUUCUAUGGGGGCAAAUCGUCAAGAAGUGCUGGCGUGGCGAAUAUGCGGGCAUGGAUAAUGUGAAAGAUGAGGCUCGCCAAUUGCUCACUACGAGCGACUGA